Limulus polyphemus (Atlantic horseshoe crab) is the source of this 728-nucleotide messenger RNA. Its product is annotated as pleckstrin homology domain-containing family G member 1-like. The record is from RefSeq and is a predicted model, not a curated record. Gene Ontology annotation, molecular function: guanyl-nucleotide exchange factor activity. The transcript has 3 exons. NCBI's taxonomy places the organism in Eukaryota, Metazoa, Arthropoda, Merostomata, Xiphosura, Limulidae. The annotation marks the transcript as partial.
AUGACCCAUCGCUACUUAGGGUCCACAGUGGAUAUAAGUUCUUCCUUACUAAAAGUGUACGAUUGCCUGGUGGGGAAGAGCAAGGAUGAACAUGUAGGAGACGAGAAUGAAGAAAAUGUUUCCAAGAACGUCAACACAGAUGGUUACCAGCCACUUUCCUCUAGUGUUCACAGUCCAAAUAAUUUGGCAGACAGUAGAACUAGAAGCCGGCUACUUUCUCCGAAGAACUUGUCGGUGAAUGACACUUCUACAAAGCGCCCUGUUAGCACGAGUUCAGUGUCUUCCUCUUCAUCUUCUUCGUCUUCUUCAUUUCCUCGAAAUGGAAUGGAUGUUAAGAGGUCUUACAUGGCAAGUAAUGAAAGUUUAGCAGAUAACGGUCCAGAUGAAGACAACGUUCUUUCCUGUGAUCGUCUCUCUCAUCACACCCGAAUUAGUGAGCAGAAAACAACUGGCCUGAAAGGUAUCAAACAUGGAGUAGUAGAUGUGGGAAAUAGAGUCAACCAGAAAGGCGUGGUUCCUUGUCGUCACAUAACCUAUGAUCCCAGUCUUUGUCCAACUGACCGUGUCAUCAUGGAAAUAGUGGACACUGAGAGGACUUAUGUGAACAAUUUACAAGAAAUAAUUGACGGGUAUUUCCAAUACAUGUUGUCCUUAGAAGUCCGAAAAAUAAGUGAUCAAACUUUAGAAGAUCUUUCUGGAAAUAUAGAAGACAUAUAUAAAUUCAAUAA